GCCGUGAGCUGGACGGGAGCCCGGCAAAUCAUGGGGCUUGCGGUGGAGCCCCAGCUGCCCCUCGGCCCCUCCACGCUGCCCCUCCACCCCUCCUUCGCGGACCAGGAUUCUCCGUCUCUGCGAUGGAGGCGCCAUGGCGUGCGGCAGGCGUGCUCAAAAGCCGACGCAGACGCCGACGGCCGCGGGCAGCAGCCUCCAGUUCUCAAAGCAACCUCGACUGCUCUCCCCACGGUGUGUUCCCUAGUUGUCUACGUACUGCGCGUCUCCCAACAGCUCCACCCGCGAACCAACAGCAACGGCAAGCAUGGCGCCCCUCGAAGUGCUCAUGGUGGGAACGGGCGAGUACACCACCGGCUUCGUCGGUGGCGGUGCGUCGACUUCGGACAAGAAGGUGGGCGUGGUUGGACUGACGCUGUUUGACCUGCGCCGGCGCGGCAAGGUGGGAAACCUGAGCAUGGUGGGCGUGUCGGGAGACAAGUUCCCGGCCAUUCGCCAGCAUCUCGACAAGAACAUCUCGCAGGCGUACAACGGACUGGAUGUGUCGUUCCAAGAGUUCCCCAAGGAAGGAAAGCGCGACCCCGACGCCUACAAGGAAGCCAUCGACGCGCUGCCCAAGGGCAGUGCCAUCACCAUCUUCACCCCUGACACCACCCACUACCCAAUAGCUCUGUAUGCCAUCGAGCGAGGCCACCACGUGCUGGUUACCAAGCCCGCUGUGAAGCUGCUCGAGCACCAUCAGAAACUGUACGAGGCAGCGAAGAAGCACAAUGUCUUCGUAUACGUGGAGCACCACAAGCGAUUCGACCCCGCAUACGCCGAUGCACGCUUCCGGGCCACAAAGCUGGGCGACUUCAACUACUUUUACUCGUACAUGUCGCAGCCAAAGAGCCAGUUGGAGACCUUCAAGGCGUGGGCUGGCAAGGACAGUGACAUCUCAUACUACCUCAACUCCCACCACAUCGACAUCAACGAGUCCAUGGUCCCGGGCUUCAAGCCUGUGAGGGUCAUGGGCAGUGCCGCAAAGGGUAUCGCCACCGAUCUCGGCUGUGACCCAGCCACCGAGGACACCAUUACACUGCUCGUCGACUGGGUCAAGAAGGAUGACCCUAGCAAGCGCGCCACUGGCGUCUACACCGCUGGCUGGGCCGCGCCGCAGAAGGCUGGUGUUCACUCAAACCAGUACUUCCACUACAUGGCCAGCAAAGGAGAAAUCCGCGUGAACCAGGCGAAGCGUGGCUACGACGUAACCGACGACGAUACUGGCCUUCUGUGGUACAACCCCUUCUACAUGAAGUAUGCCCCGGACGAGGAAGGCAACUUCGCUGGUCAGAUCGGAUACGGCUACAUUUCAUUUGAAAAGUUUGUGGAUGCAGUCAACCAGCUGAACGAGGGCAAGGUCACGCUUGACCAACUAGACAGCCGCCCGCUUCCAACCUUGAAAAAUACCAUUGCCACAACCGCCAUUCUGGAGGCCGGCCGAAGAUCGCUGGACGAGAACAGGCCGAUCGAGAUUGUAGAAGAGAACGGCACUUGGUCGCUGAAGUAAAGGAAUUCGUUGCAAGCAAUAAUACGCUGCGCGGACUCAAUUUCAGUACUAUACCAAAUUUCAGUCAUCGAAAGAAACUUCAUU
Paraphaeosphaeria sporulosa is the source of this 1630-nucleotide messenger RNA. RefSeq names its product D-galacturonic acid reductase-like protein. NCBI's taxonomy places the organism in Eukaryota, Fungi, Ascomycota, Dothideomycetes, Pleosporales, Didymosphaeriaceae. Gene Ontology annotation, cellular component: cytoplasm. Gene Ontology annotation, molecular function: oxidoreductase activity; nucleotide binding. The transcript is spliced from 5 exons. Gene Ontology annotation, biological process: NADPH regeneration. The record is from RefSeq and is a predicted model, not a curated record. Bases 305 to 1546 code for a protein of 413 amino acids.